AGCCACAGCUGGACAGACACAGUGCAGGGACUCAGACUGGCCUGUCCGUGGGUGGGGGGCACAGAGACCCUGAACACCCAGGACCAGACUGACUUCAGCCCUUCCCCGCCUCAGCCAGAGGGAAUCUGGGACCCUGCGGCACAUACUUGGGGUCCUGGGCAAAGCUGACGGAACCCACACUCUCCGCUACAACCUCAUGGCCCUGUCCCUGGACAGGCCGGGGAAGCCCCAGUUCCUGGCCCUGGGGUACUUUGAUGAUGAGCUUUUCUUGCGCUAUGAUGGCGAGAGCCACAAGGCAGAGCCCCGGGGUCUAGGGAUCGAAACGGACUUGGGAGCUGAGACCUGGGAGAGAGAGACCAAGGACCUGAAGGAGAAGGAGCAACAACUCAGGCAGACGCUGACAGAGAUCACGGGCCAGCAGGGCCAGGGCUCAGGCCUUCACUCCCUCCAGGCCACACUGGGCUGUGAGCUGCAAGGAGACCUCAGCACUAGAGGCUUCUGGCGCUUGGGCUACAACGGGCAGGACUUCCUCACCUUCGACUCACAGACCCUCACUUGGACGUUGGCCAUGCCCUCAGCCCAGCACAUCAAGAAGCUCUGGGAGACCCAAGGCCCCAGGGCUGAUCUGGUUAAGGAUUUCCUGCGUGUGACUUGUCCUGCCCAACUCUGGAGAUAUUUGGCCUCCUGGAGGGGCCUCCUGGAGAAUACAGAUCCCCCGUCAGUGACUGUGACCCGCAGUAAGAACCUGCUGGGCAUGGUCCUCCUGAGGUGCUGGGCUUUUAGCUUCUAUCCUCGGGGUGCCACCCUGACCUGGCUUCGGGAUGGGGAGCCCACGCACCAGGGCACCUUUGGGCCUGGGGUUAGCCUGCCCAGUGGUGACGGGACCUACCAGACCUGGGUGGCCACUUGGAUCCUCCCUGGAGAGGAGCAGGUGUUCACCUGCCACGUGGGACACUGCGGGCUGGACACCACGGUCCCUGCAGUCUCUGGUGAGGAGCUGGGGGAGCCCUCGGGGUCCAGGGAGCUGGAGGCAGAGUUGGUGUAGGAUCCUCGUGUGAAGAAGG
This is a messenger RNA of Diceros bicornis minor, 1064 nucleotides long. Its product is annotated as MHC class I-like protein MILL1. The transcript is spliced from 4 exons. The record is from RefSeq and is a predicted model, not a curated record. Gene Ontology annotation, cellular component: external side of plasma membrane. Lineage: Eukaryota; Metazoa; Chordata; Mammalia; Perissodactyla; Rhinocerotidae. Bases 197 to 1045 code for a protein of 282 amino acids. Gene Ontology annotation, biological process: positive regulation of T cell mediated cytotoxicity; antigen processing and presentation of endogenous peptide antigen via MHC class I via ER pathway, TAP-independent; immune response.